Molecule: messenger RNA, 4039 nt
Organism: Oryza brachyantha (malo sina)
Lineage: Eukaryota; Viridiplantae; Streptophyta; Magnoliopsida; Poales; Poaceae
Product: structural maintenance of chromosomes protein 2-1-like
Exons: 21
Coding region: 111-3638 (1175 amino acids)
Biological process (GO): chromosome organization
Cellular component (GO): chromosome
Molecular function (GO): ATP hydrolysis activity; protein binding; ATP binding
Source: RefSeq, a predicted model, not a curated record
UUUCGAAUUCCCAACCACGGAAAUCCCCACGCCCCGAAAAUUUUUCGCGCCCAAACCCACCAAACCCUAGACCCACCUCCGGCCGGCGGCGCCUCCGGCGGCCGGCGAGGAUGCACAUCAAGGAGGUAUGCCUGGAGGGGUUCAAGUCGUACGCGGGGCGGACGGUGGUGUCGGGGUUCGACCCGCUGUUCAACGCCAUCACCGGGCUGAACGGCUCCGGCAAGUCCAACAUCCUCGACUCCAUCUGUUUCGUGCUCGGGAUCACCGACCUCCGCCAGGUGCGGGCCGCUUCGCUCCAGGAGCUCGUCUACAAGCAGGGGCAGGCCGGCGUCACCAAGGCCACCGUCUCCAUCGUCUUCGACAACUCCGACCGCUCCUGCUCGCCUCUCGGCUACGAGGAUUCGCCCGAGAUUACCGUCACGCGCCAGAUUGUAGUUGGUGGACGAAACAAGUACCUUAUCAACGGCCAUCUUGCACAACCUUCCCGAGUGCAGACUCUUUUCCACUCUGUGCAACUAAAUGUUAACAAUCCCCAUUUUUUAAUUAUGCAAGGACGCAUAACAAAAGUGCUGAACAUGAAGCCUGCAGAAAUUCUCUCCAUGUUGGAAGAGGCGGCAGGCACAAGGAUGUAUGAAAUGAAGAAGGAAUCUGCUCUGAAAACACUUGAGAAGAAGCAGAAUAAAGUGGAUGAGAUUAAUAAACUCCUUGAUGAAGAAAUCCUUCCUGCAUUAGAGAAGCUUAGGAAAGAGCGGUGCCAGUACAUGAAAUGGGCCAAUGGUAAUGCUGACUUAGACCGCCUCAAGAGAUUCUGCAUCGCUUAUGAGUUUGUUCAAGCUGAGAAAGUGCGAGAUGGUGCACUCAAUGAUGUGAAACAAAUCAGGGCAAAGAUUGUUGAGCUGGAUGAAAACACAGAGAAGCUAAAAUCAGAGAUACAGGAAAUGGAUAAGAGCAUAUCUACCUUGGUGGCUGAAAAAGAAGCUAAACUUGGUGGUGAGAUGAAAACUUUGUCAGAGAAAGUGGAUAAACUCUCACAUGCACUUAUCAAGGAAACUUCUGUGAUGAAUAACCAAGAGGAAACAAUAAGAUCAGAGGAAAAGGGUGCUGAAAAGAUUCUCAAGAACAUUGAAGACAUCAAAAGGUCUAUAAUUGAGAGAGAUGCAGCUGUAAAUAGUGCAGAGAACGGCGCAGCUGACAUGAAAAGGAGAGCAGACGAUCUAACAAAAGAGUUGGAUGAGAGUGAGAAAGAAUACCAGGGUGUGUUAGCAGGAAAAAGCAAUGCAAAUGAGAAGAAAUGCCUAGAAGAUCAACUAAGAGAUGCAAAAGCUGCUGUUGGAGAGGCAGAAUCUGGAUUAAAGCAGCUGACGACGAAAAUAAGCCAUUCUGAGAAGGAGCUGAAGGAGAAGAAAGCCCAGUUGGUAUCUAAGCGUGAUGAAGCUACUGCAGCUGAGAAUGAGCUGAAAGCUAGGCAAAAAGACUUGGAAACUAUCAAUGCAUCCAUGAGAUCUGUAAAUUAUGAAGAGGGACAGAUGGAGGCUUUGCAAAAGGAUCGAUCUAUUGAGUUAGAUGCAAUUCAGAAACUGAAGGACAAAGUUCGUGCUCUCUCUGGUGAGCUAGCAAAUGUUCACUUCAGCUAUCGAGAUCCUGUUAAAAAUUUUGACAGAUCAAAAGUGAAAGGAGUGGUUGCACGUCUUAUUAAAAUAAAGGAUAGCUCAACAGCUACAGCACUGGAGGUUGCUGCUGGAGGUAGGCUAUACAAUGUGGUUGUUGACUCAGAAACCACUGGAAAGCAACUCCUACAAAAUGGAGAUCUCAAAAGAAGGGUAACCAUCAUACCAUUGAAUAAGAUCCAAACAGGUACCAUACCUGAGAGAGUUCGGCAGGCAGCUCGUAGACUGGUUGGAGCUGAAAAUGUAACAUUGGCUCUAGAACUGGUUGGCUAUGUUGAAGAAGUAAAGAAUGCUAUGACAUAUGUCUUUGGUUCAACGUUUGUGUGUCGAAAUAUGGAAGCAGCGAAGGAGGUCGCAUUUAAUAGAGAAAUUGGCAGUACCAGUGUGACCCUUGAAGGUGACAUUUUUCAGCCCAGUGGCCUUUUGACUGGGGGUAGUCGCAGAGGUGGUGGGGACUUGCUAAGACAACUCCAUGAAUUAGCUAAAGCUGAGGCUGAUCUUGCCAGUCAUGAGAAAAGUCUCUCUGUUAUUGAACAGAAGAUUGCAACACUUCUGCCUCUGCAUAAGAAGUUCACAGAGUUGAAAUCACAGUUUGAACUCAAAUCAUAUGAUCUGUCAUUAUUUCAGAACCGUGUUGAGCAAAAUGAACAUCACAAGCUAGGUGAACUUGUAAAGAAACUUGAAGAAGAGCUUCAGGAAUCGAAGCAAGAGCUAAAAGCAAAGCAAGUGCAGUACGAAAAAUCUGUAUCCACUGUUUCUGAGUUAGAAAAGACUAUCAAGACUUAUGGAAGUGAACGCGAAGGUAGACUAAAAUCUCUGGAAAGGAAAAUCAAAUCAUUAAAAUCAGAGUUGCAGUCCAUGUCGAAGCAACUAAAGGCUCAUGAAAGUGAGAGGGAGAGACUCAUUAUGGAGAAAGACGCAGUCACCAAUGAGCUUGCUAUGCUUGAAGAGCAACUGGCAACUUCAAAAGCUCAGAUUGCCACAAUGACUGAAACUUUGGAUAGGCAUCAGAGCAAGGUUGCGUCAAUAAAGCAAGACUAUGAUCAAGCUGAAUCUGAGCUCAACAUUGGGCGUUCUAAACUGAAGGAAUGUGACUCACAAAUAAACUGCAUGGCCAAGGAUCAGCAAAAACUGCAGCAGCAACUAAGUGAUUCAAAUGUUGAGAGGAAGAAAAUGGAAAACGAGGUUAAGAGGAUGGAGAUUGAGCAGAAAGAUUGCUCUUCAAAGGUUGACAAGCUAGUAGAGAAGUACAGUUGGAUUGCAACUGAGAAACAGUUGUUUGGAAAAAAUGGAACUGAUUAUGACUUUGCAUCAUGUGAACCUCAUAAAGCACGAGAAGAAUUUGAAAAUCUCCAAGCUCAACAAUCCAGUCUUGAGAAGAGGGUCAAUAAGAAAGUUAUGGCAAUGUUUGAGAAGGCAGAGGAUGAGUAUAAUGAUUUGAUGUCAAAGAAAAACAUCAUUGAGAAUGACAAGACAAAAAUCAAGACAGUGAUAGAAGAAUUGGACGAGAAGAAGAAAGAGACCUUGAAAGUCACAUGGCUUAAAGUAAACAAGGAUUUUGGAUCUAUAUUCAGUACACUACUACCUGGUACAAUGGCAAAACUUGAUCCUCCUGAAGGUGGCACUUUUUUGGAUGGUCUUGAAGUUCGGGUGGCAUUUGGGACAGUUUGGAAACAAUCUUUAUCUGAACUUAGUGGAGGGCAACGGUCCCUCCUUGCUCUUAGUCUUAUCCUAGCACUACUUCUUUUCAAGCCUGCACCACUUUACAUAUUAGAUGAGGUUGAUGCUGCCCUAGAUCUGAGCCAUACACAAAACAUUGGUAGAAUGAUCAAGGCACAUUUUCCACACUCCCAGUUUAUUGUCGUCUCACUAAAAGAGGGCAUGUUCAACAACGCCAAUGUGAUAUUCCGAACAAAAUUUGUUGACGGGGUAUCCACUGUGACACGAACGGUCCCUUCAAAGCAGAGAUGAUUUAAUCCAUUCAUCAUGCAUCAUCUGAAGGAGGAUGGAGUCGUUGGUUAUUCUAUUUGCUAACGUUUCUGUUGUUGCUACCUCAAAAUGUUUCAAGCUCCUCGCUUGUCAGGCCCAUAACAUUAACGUGACCUAGUAAAAUGUCAACAUUGCGUUACGUUCAGUAACUAGUUUUCUGUAUGUAUGUUAUCUGACAGGAUGUGUAUAUUAGUUUGCUGAAUUAUUACCCUGUGUAGUAAAUAACCACCUAUCCCUUUAUUGUCCAAAAAUGGCUUGCCUUGUUAGAGAUUGUGGAAACUCUCAUUUUGCCACCUGAGAAUUUUGUAUUGUUAAGACGGGCAUAUACGCCUUUUGUCUUGGUUACCGACUGACAACUUCGGAGCCGAGUACACUGCCCUCGG